Diabrotica balteata is the source of this 769-nucleotide messenger RNA. The record is from the annotation of a GenBank genome assembly. Lineage: Eukaryota; Metazoa; Arthropoda; Insecta; Coleoptera; Chrysomelidae.
UAUUCUAAUGUUAUUGCAAUGAAGUUCUCUCAGGUGGUGUCAAUUUCACUUUUACUAUUAACCAAAUAUGUACGCAGUGACUUUACCGAAGGUCAACCAUGCACAGAAAAGAAUACAGCAUACUUAACAGACGAACACCAGACAAUACCAGAAAUCCGAAUCUACUGCGUUGAUGUCACUGGUUUUAAGAGUAACGUGGAUGGAAAUGCUAAUCUGGACCAAUAUAAAUCUUUUUUUGAUGCAUCCCAAACAGCUGAGACUCUUUACUCAAAUAGUCUAGAGUUAACGAGUUUUCCAGUGAAUGUCAUAUCAUCUUUACCAAAUCUUCAGUUGGUGGAUCUUAAUUUUAACCACAUUACCAAUUUACCUACAGAACUAUUUAAGUACGCACCCAAUAUAAAAACUCUUCUUUUAGCUGGGAACAGAAUACUUGUACCAGAAGAAGGACCUCUUUUAGUGUCUGACACUUUGGAAACUUUAAUGUUAACUAAUAAUCUAAUCAAUAAAUUAUAUGAAUCAACUUUUAAAGAAUUACCUAACUUACACGUAUUAUAUAUAGACGAUAAUAAUCUACAAGACCUUGUUCCUAUUUAUGGAACAGUACCCAAUUUACAAUAUUUGGAUGUACGUCGUAACUAUAUAAAACAUUUACCUUCGAGAGGAGACAUAUCCACAUCACUGAAACGAUAUUUUAGCAAACCACAAAAGGAGUUACAACAAUAAUGUUUAUAAUUGUAAACAAACUGUCAUUAAUAAAAUAUAUUGAUCU